Molecule: messenger RNA, 4643 nt
Organism: Carassius auratus (goldfish)
Lineage: Eukaryota; Metazoa; Chordata; Actinopteri; Cypriniformes; Cyprinidae
Product: SH2B adapter protein 1-like
Exons: 10
Coding region: 797-3541 (914 amino acids)
Biological process (GO): intracellular signal transduction
Cellular component (GO): plasma membrane
Molecular function (GO): transmembrane receptor protein tyrosine kinase adaptor activity
Source: RefSeq, a predicted model, not a curated record
CUCCAACACUCCCUGUCCCCCAACCUACACCCUCUCCCUCUGUAUCGCGAGAGACUGACUGGGACAGCAGGCACAGAAAAUAUUCAUGUUACCUGCAACACGAGCAGUUGCAAAGCUUUUAUGAAUAAAUAGAUACCGUAUGAUUCAUCAAUAAGUUUAGCAUCAACAGGGGGCAGCUAGACGGAGAGGAAUGCAUAUUAAUCUGAAUACUGGCAGACACAUUGCCUGCUUAGCAAAACAUCCAGCUAGCUGACCAGCAGCUCAAACUUGAUCAUUUAUUAGCAGCGCUGGGUUAGCUAGUUAGCACCAGGCUAGUUCAAUAUACAUUUGCAUUUAAUAUUUUUCGGAUUUCACUCAAGCCAGCGAACAAAUUGCGCCUUUUGUGCAAAAAGUUUAUUGAUCUGCACCGGCCUCGCGUUACACACUGGCCUUAACUGACGAUGGUCACAAAUCCCUACCACUGGAUCCUCGCAGAGCCUUAACACCGGAGAUCACCUGAGAACUCCCAUCGCCUCAUCCUGCUGCUCACCACAUAAUUCAGCGUUACCCCCCAUACACACGUUUACACAUUUUGUGUAGAAUGUGAACUAUUUCAGAGUCAAAUAAUUUUCUUUAAAUGGGGGGGAAACAAUUAUCAGUCAUUUUCAGGCCACAUUUUUCUGUCCGCUUUUCCAAAUUCAUGUCUAUUGUAAAAGUGUAGCCUGAUGAGCAGAUCGAGUGCCCCCCAUACUGUUCGCAACGAUCCUGACAUCUUUGAGGAUCGGUUGGUCUCAAAUUGAUCUCUUAUUAGUCAGUCAUGAACGGCUCCCUGUUAACCCCGCCCAGUCCGCGGGCUGCGGCAAGUUCAUCUCCCCUUCCACCCUCCCCAUCUCCUUCGCCUUCUCCUCCAUCUCCAUCACUGUUGCCACUUUCCACAAGACCCCCACCUUUGCCUCCUCCAACUCCUGCCAGUCAGCCCUUGUCAUCGUUAUCCGAGACACCCACACCAUCUCCAUCUCCCUGCCUUAGCUGGACCGAGUUCUGUGAGCUCCACGCCCGAGUAGCCGCCGGUGACUUCGCCCGGCAUUUCCGGGCCUUCUUGCAGGAGAACCCUCAUUAUUCCCCUGAUUCGGCUGCUGCUUUUUGCCGCCGCUUUACAGACAGAUUCGUUCAACAUUUCGAGAGCGAGCUCGAGGGGACCGGUGUCAGUAGGGAUGGAACAGUGAGCUGGGUCGCCCAAUCUGACGUUACGUCACUGGAGGAGGAUGCAGCAUCUCCAUCCCUGCUGCCGCCAGAAGCCUCCACCCCAUUCCCUACUCACACGCGAGUUGUGCCCAAACUGGCAUUGACCCAGGAGGCCCGUGGCUCGGAGCAAUUCCAGAGCGCCGGAACAUUUCAGGACUCGUAUGCUCAUACUCAGAUUCUCCCACCGUCCUCCUCUUCAUCAUGCUCUUCCUCUAUGGGCGGGAAUAACGGGCGGAGGGAGGACAGGGGAAUAGCGGUCAAAUAUAACCAACCUGGAUACAAAGACCUGGAAGAAGAAGACGACAGCUGGGUGGGACCUGUCACCGGAGAGGAGGUGGAGACGGAUGUAGUAGCAAGGGACAAUGAGGGCGAGGGUGAUAUGACCUUGGAAAGAGCCGAUCUCAGCCAGGCAUGCCCCAAUCCCUCUGGCACACCAGCAAACUCUGGGUCAAAAGGCAGUGAGACACCCAUUGGUGGACACUCGAAGAAUAAACUAAAAAAGCGGUUCUCUUUGCGCAGCGUGGGCCGCAGCGUCCGAGGGAGCGUGCGAGGCAUCUUGCACUGGCGCAGCUCCUCCAGUGACGCCCCCCAGAACUGCAGCUCGGGUAAUUCUGCCCCCCUUCCUUCCAGUUACAGCUACACUACAGGCCUGCAAGAUGGCAAGAGGAACUCUGGCUCGCAGGGCGUUCCUGCGUCUCUCCCUGUCUCUCUCUCCCUUCCCCUCUCUCUCCCUCACUCGUCGUCCUCUUCAUUGCCCCCAUCAUCCUCCAGUAGCGCCACCUCCCUCUCGCUCUCCGAGGCCCGUGACUGGCGGAGGAGCAACGGCGACGGGGAGAAGGAGAAGUGGAGUCACCGGUUGGAGAAACUGCGACUGUCCCGAUCACCACCACCGACUCUGUCCGCCGCAGCUCCACCUUCCUCAGCCGUGUCACCAUCUGCGCUACCCCCAAGCAGCAUGGGUGCCCCGUGGAAGAUGGGCAGGCUGGUACGGGAGGGAGGUGUGACCGUGUGCUCCUCUUCGGAUGAGUUUGCCAGCACUCAUGGAUUCCCGGGAUUUCCCUUUGGACUGCUGCACCACAGCACGGACAGCACAGCGUCGGGACAUCCCACGGCCAUGGGAGGAAUUGCAGGCGGAAGGGGGAUGCGGUGGCACAAGUGUCGUCUAGUUCUGAAAGAACGAGAUAAGGACGGAGGGGAUGGAGGGCUGGAGUAUUUCCUGGAGUUUUACAUCCCACCUAAGUCCUCCAAGCCCAGACUGACUGUCCCAUGCUGCUCUAUUGUUGAUGUGAGGAGCACUACCGCCAUAGAGGUGCCAGACAAAGAGAACACCUUUCUUCUGCAGUUGGAAGGUCAGGUGCAGUACGUGAUCGAGACCAGAGAUGCGGUCCAGAUGAGAGCUUGGCUUAGUGACAUCAGAAACGCCAUUUGUCUGAGUGAGCAAGAGGAUGUUGAGGGAGUGUGCGGCAGUGCUCUCGCCGACCUCAGCAGUACGCCAGAAUUCAACGACCGCCUGUCUCAAGUGUGUUAUGGUGGAGUUGGUGGUUCUCCUCAGCUGGAGCCUCUACCUCCUGAGUUGCCACCCCGUGCCCCUCUUGAUGAAUCAGACAGUCGACUGCUUGGUGGGGGUGGAGGCGGUCUUAGCACACCUUUUGCAGAAACUCCUGAUGCCACAGGAUCGUUCCUGUUCUCUGAAGGCUCUGUUUCAGAGACGGUGGAACAUCCUCUGAGUGAGUGUCAGUGGUUUCACGGGACACUCUCCCGUCUUAAGGCGGCCCAGCUGGUGCUGGCGGGCGGCUUGGCCAACCAUGGAGUGUUCCUUGUGAGGCAGAGUGAGACACGCCGUGGGGAGUAUGUCCUCACCUUCAACUUCCAGGGCAAAGCAAAGCACUUGCGUCUCUCCCUCAACGAGGAUGGACAGUGUCGUGUGCAGCAUCUCUGGUUCCAGUCCAUUUUUGACAUGCUGGAGCAUUUCCGUGUGCACCCCAUUCCCCUGGAGUCUGGGGGUGCCUCUGAUGUCACCCUCAUCAGUUUUGUGGGGGCCACGAAUGUCCGGCAACAAGACUUGACCAGCAGACCCCGUAGUCCUCCUCAGCCACCUCCUCCCCCUCUGCCUCCAGGACGCCCUCCGCCCCCAACCCCGCCGCAGGAACGAGGGAGUGAGCCGGAGGCCGCCGGAGGAGGCGGAGCAAGCAGCGGGGCAGAGGAGUGCGAGGACCGGGAGCGCGAGCCGCCUCUCCUCCAGUUGGAAGGGGUGGAGGGCGAGGAGAGAGAAGGAGGCAGAGCCAGAGCCAUCGACAACCAGUACUCCUUCUUCUAAACGGGAAAACAACCAGUCGGGAUAGAGGAGGAAGAGGAGGGCCCUUCACAAUCAGUAUUUUCAGUGUUCUCCAACAGAAGAACUGAGCGACUGCGUUAUUAACACUAUUAAACAUGAGCUUUCACGGUGCGAGAGAGAGAUGGAGAGAAAGAGAGAGAGAGACGCCCAAAAACAUAAGCAUAUAUGAUACUUACGGUACUUUUUAUUUUAUUUUAUUUUGUAUAAAUACUAAGUAACAGUACUACACUAAAUUGUAGGUGCGUUGUUCUAGAUUUGUUCUCCGGUGUUUGUCAGUGUGAAAGUUCCUCUGGUUCUGCUGCUGCCUAGGAAGGUACAGGAGUGUCAGCGCCGUCACUGAGCUGGUGACGUGUUUUAGCAACUUACUUUAUUCAGACGUCUAGUAUUCUUUGAGCCUUCGCACUUAUAUGAAAGGAGUUUCUUUUUCCCCUCAGUUGAGUGGAAAUGUUGACUUGUUCAGAGAUUGUUACCCACCAGCACUCUUUGUUGUUGCUAUUAUUAUUAUUACUGGAGCUUUUUAAGUUGUUUUCUUUAUUUUCUGCCACUGACAAACUGCGAAUGUCACAAAGUCGUACCUUUUUUUUUUUUAUCCUGUUCAUUUCAGUUGUACUGAUUUAGUUAGUUCAGUAGCAGGCAUUGCCUCGGGCUUGACAACGUCCAGUUCUGCCAAAAACAACAAGCCCAAUCCUCUGAAGUCCAGUAGUAUUACUAGCGUAUUAAACAUCUCCACAGACGCCAUCAUUACCUCAGAGUCCCGAUCUGUCGCCCAGCUCCUCUGCUCUCCCUCUCUGUCUUUACAUCCUUCCCUUCCUCUUAGCUUUACAGUAUUUGGGUUUAUUGUUGUGUUUAUUUCAAAGCUAGAGUCCAGAGGAGGGAGAAAGAAUGUCCUUUUGGUUUAAAAGAGAAAUUGUUAUUGAAUGCGAAAAUGUUGAUAACCGAUGAUGAUGAUAAUUAGAAUUUAAUAUUUGUUUAAAUAAUAGCAUUAUUUUUGUUUGGUUCAAAAUGCCUUUAUUUUUGUUGUGUACUAUUUGAACAAAUAAUAUUUGUUCUCCAAAAUCUGUUUUCGGUUCGUAUUUUUUGUGCC